Ogataea haglerorum is the source of this 1071-nucleotide messenger RNA. RefSeq lists its product as uncharacterized. Gene Ontology annotation, molecular function: adenyl-nucleotide exchange factor activity. Gene Ontology annotation, cellular component: endoplasmic reticulum. Lineage: Eukaryota; Fungi; Ascomycota; Pichiomycetes; Pichiales; Pichiaceae. The transcript has a single exon. The coding region runs from base 1 to 1071 and encodes 356 amino acids. The record is from RefSeq and is a predicted model, not a curated record.
AUGCUUUGUUUGCUUCUGUUCGGUGGAAUCUCGUUUGCUAAGCUGAUUUGCCCCGACCCGAACCCUUUGAAUUGCUAUCCUGAGCUUUUUGAACCUUCUACCGAUUGGAAGACCGUCAAAGAGGGACAGAUUAUUCCGGGCGGGCUAGAUAUUCGCUUGAAUAUAGACACACUUGAACGAGAGGCUAAACUUUCCGAUAAUAACAAGCCACACGAGAACGGCGCUGUGAUUGUUUCAGAAGACAUCAUGGAAUUCGAUGAAGAACAAGACUUGUCUGAAGCUCUACGUCACGUGUCCAAGUUUGUGGAUCACGGAGUUGGCGAUCCAGCUACCCUACUCAGAAAAUUGGAAUUUAUUUCUGAGAUGAGCUCCGAUUCCGACUACGGCGUUGACACCAUGCAAUAUAUACAGCCAUUGAUCCGAUUAUCAGGCCUGUAUGACGAAGAAGGACCGAAAGAUCUCAACGAUGACGAUCGCGAUGAAAUCAGGGAGCGAGCUACUAUAAUAUUGGCUUCCUCCUUAAGAAAUAACGCAGAAGCACAGCGAAAGUUCCUACAGUAUUUCUCUGAUCCCAUGGAUUUUGUCGACCAUCUUACUGCAAAAAUUGAAAAUGACGUGCUUUUGAGGCGAAGACUCGGGAUACUCGGGUCCUUAUUGAAUAGCGGAUGGUUUAUGGACAGAUUCGAAUCUAUCAAGAAAAAACUGUUGAUUUUGUAUCCCCAGCUCGAAAAUCAAGCCACCAAGCAGCGACUCAUGCACAUCAUAAGUGACAUCACAGGAGACGUUGCGGACGAAGAUAAUGAUCGUCAGUUUGCCAAUAUUGCACAGCUUACACUGAUCGGUGAAAAGGCCCUCGACGACGGAACAUUGACACUUUUGGAUGAACUGAAAAAAUUGAAGCUAAACAACAGGAAGCUUUUCAAAGCCAGAUCCGAAUUUUUGGAGUGGCUGAACCUGCAGAUGGAGGCGCUGAAAGCGGCCAAAGACCCGAAGCUAGAAGAGUUCCGAUUUCUUCGACACGAGGUGUUUGGCAACCCGAAAGCCAUGCGAAAGAGUUACGACGAGCUUUGA